AUGACCCUCAUGCAAUUUACACUAUUAUCUUCCUUUACCUUGAGCAUGCUAGGAAUAACUAUAUACCGAACACAUCUUAUCUCUGCCCUAUUAUGUAUUGAAAGCAUGCUAUUAACCCUCUUCCUAGCCACAACUACUUUUAUACAAACUACCCAAACAACCACAAUUACCAUUCUCCCUAUAACCCUACUAACCUUCUCUGCCUGUGAAGCUAGUGUCGGGCUAGCCUUACUAGUUGCAUCCACACGUACAUAUGCUUCAGAUCAUCUAAAUACAAUAAACCUUCUACAAUGCUAA
Molecule: messenger RNA, 297 nt
Organism: Eublepharis macularius
Lineage: Eukaryota; Metazoa; Chordata; Lepidosauria; Squamata; Eublepharidae
Source: the annotation of a RefSeq genome assembly